This is a messenger RNA of Synchiropus splendidus (mandarinfish), 3782 nucleotides long. RefSeq names its product ST3 beta-galactoside alpha-2,3-sialyltransferase 3b (gene st3gal3b). Gene Ontology annotation, molecular function: sialyltransferase activity. Lineage: Eukaryota; Metazoa; Chordata; Actinopteri; Syngnathiformes; Callionymidae. The transcript has 13 exons. The record is from RefSeq and is a predicted model, not a curated record. The coding region runs from base 294 to 1496 and encodes 400 amino acids.
GUGGCGAGGAUGAUGGAGGUGGCGAUGGUGGAGGGGGCGUCUCUCGACGGUCGGUCUGGAUGCACACUCGAGCUGCGGAGACACUGGAAACCGCAGGUCUGAGGAGGACCGCUCGCUCUCCGAGUCUGUGGGAAGAGGCGUUCUGAAGUCCGGAGAGACAGAGGGGGAAGGCAACAUUAAUAUCUCGGAAUUUCUCACGAUGGCUGCGGAGGGAAGCGUGUCGUUUUACGCACCACUUUUCUCUUUAAACUGAGAAACGCCAGGACCGCUGAAGAGAGAAGAUGAUGAGCUGAAUGGGGCCAUGUAAACGAUUGAAGACCAUGAAGCCCACACACAAGCUGCUGUUUGUCCUCUGUCCCAUGCUGGUGCUGGGCUUCAUUUACUACUCGUCCGGGAUGCUGCACCAACACGUGUGGGGUCAGAAGCCUCAGAUUGAUGCGGAACUGACAACCCCUGUCCUGAAAAAGGGGAAUGAAGUGAAACCAAUUGCAGAGUUGGAAACGAAUGCCAUCGAGGGACAGAGUUUAGUCGAAGUGUUUGACAAACAGGGCUUCCUGCUGCAGCUGGACACGAAAUUACCACAGGAGCUGGCGUACAAGUAUAGCAACCUCACCGAAGGAGCGUGCAAACCCGGAUACACCGCAGCCAAGAUGGGCGUCAUCUACCCCAAGUUUGUCCAUGAAGUGCCCAUGUUUCUGGAUCUGAACUACAGACGUUUUGCAAAAGUCAGCAAUUACAUGCCUCCAUUUGGUUUGAAAACUCAAGAAAGAAUCGUAGACACAAUUUUGACGACCACAAAAACUUUUGGACUCAGAGAAGAACAGGAAAGACUCAGCUGUAGAAGGUGCAUCAUCGUUGGAAAUGGGGGAAUCCUGUUCAACAAGUCUUUAGGGCCUCGCAUUGAUGAAUAUGACAUCGUGGUGAGGUUGAAUGAAGCUCCGGUGGCUGGUUACAGCAGGGACGUGGGGACCAAAACGACCUUGAGGAUUACAUAUCCAGAGGGAGCUAUACAGAAGCCCGAUAAAUAUGAAAAAGACUCGCUAUUUGUUUUUUCAGCCUUCAAACCACUGGAUUUCAAGUGGCUUCGACAGAUGGUCUUCAAGGAGAAACUGAGGGGGUCGGAGGGUUUUUGGAAAUCGGUGGCCCAGUUCGUGCCUCGGGAGCCAUCUGAGAUAAGAAUACUCAACCCGUACUUCAUCCAGGAGGCCGCCUUCCAGUUCAUAGGCCUGCCCUUCAACAACGGCUACAUGGGGGUCGGGAACAUUCCAACUUUGGGGACAGUUGCAAUCACUAUGGCGCUGCACAACUGUGACGAGGUAGCGGUGGCCGGUUUCGGCUACGACAUGAGCAAGCCGCAUGCGCCGUUGCACUAUUACGAGGCCGUCAAGAUGUCUGCGAUCAAAGAGUCGUGGACACACAACAUAGCCAAGGAGAAGGAGUUCCUCCGAAAGCUGGUGAAGGCCAACGUCAUCACAGACCUGACCAAAGGUAUCUGAGUUUACACCCACAUCCUCUCACUUUCCCACCGGACCACGGGACCAGAAGCUGGGAAAGGGACGAUCACACGAGGAGAGAGAACCCUUUAGAGUCCGGGCGGUCCUCACACUGCCGGCUUUUUAUAUCAAAGGAGAUUAUUUUUGGAGAACUACGGGACAGUUGCACACACACGUGCCUUCAGAACCAAAGACUCCUGCUGAUGGAAGCAGCGAGCGCCACGGGGACGAGCGGGUCCUCCCGGUUCCUCCUGUCCUGAAAUCCGCCACUUCAACCCGCCGUGUCGCCACGAGGGAAGGACGAAUGCGAAGUGGCGAAGUAGAAGUGCCAAACGUACCUCGAACUCGGGAGAGAGGUGCUGGUCCUCUCCUCCAGCUGCCUGAAUGUAUUUGUUCAGUGUAAAUAUCAAAGAUUUUUACUGUGCUUUUUUUUAAGAAGCUGCAGCAGCCCCUCCUCCGCCCGUCCUCUCCCUCCGCUCGUGUCAGUCCCAAACCGCUCACAACGAAAGUCAAAAGUUUUAUGAAAGAUAAUUAUGCAGAUCAGUAGCAAAAAAAAGUUGAAUCAACAUGCAUCUAUUCUAUUUUUUAUCUUCCACCUCUUCAUCUCUGCCACGCUCCUCUUCCUCUGAGACGGUCAGGUCCUUCGUCCUGCUGCGGGUUUUCUAGAUCUUCAAUAACUGGUGACUCUUGGAUUGUCGAUUAUAUAUCAAUAUGAAUAUAUAUAUAAUAUAUAUAUUUGUUUUUAAUUAUUUAUUUUGCUACAGAGACCCCCUCCCUCACCUCCCUUGAUCACAGACAGGCCUGCUUCUCUGUCGUCACCUCGGGCUUCCUCAGAAGUUUCCCGCCCCUCGUGCGCUUAAAUGUUUCAUGUUCUUGUGCUCUUAUGUGUCGACGGUGCGACAGGUCGAAUCACGGGAAACGUCUCGCUGACCCAAAAAGUGAUUUGCUCUCAUAUCUGUUACCAUCGUGUCCAAGCCAGGCUCCAGACCAGGAGUGGGGUCAGAACUUCUGGCAUCAUCAGCUUUAUUUUUGUGACAUUCCACCAAAGCAAGGCCGACUUGCUCUCACAACUUGAUUUACAUUUUCUUUCUCAGGUGCAUUUCUGCCUUUUUCUGUCUCUCUCUUUCUGUCUGUCUGUCUGUCUGUCUGUCUGUCUUCUCUUCACGUGCGUCAUCACUGUAAGUGCACGCAAUCGCAAUGCCAUUUUAAUCCACAUGCUGCUGUCGGGUCCGUUCACCACUCACCAUUCGACUGAGGAACGAAAAAUGUGAAACUCAAAAAACGUCAUUUUUUUUUUAAGUAAAAAAAAGUUAGUGUUUGUGGUAGCACGGCUGGGCGAUGGGAGACUUGCAUUUUAUAUCCAUUUACAAAGUCAAAUUUCCAUCAAUUUGGGGUGGAUUUUUCAGUAAUAUUCAGCUAGAAAGUAGUGUCCUAUAUGAACCUGAAGUUGUGAUGUCAAUUUUGUUGUCUAUUUAUUUCAUUUUGAUGUACAUGCCGUGACGAACAAAAGAAAUUGUGUCUGCAGAAAGCAAAUUUUACGUGAUAUUUAUCCCCUCAGAUCAUUCAAAGCUUUGUGCUUGACACAUUAUUACUUAGUUACUUUAGUUACUUUUAGAGCAGUAGGCAGCGUUUCACUUUCUUCUGUCUUCACUUGCCUUGUUGGCCGUGUCUAUCCACCAAAUUCUAGUUCUCACUGACUUUAUCAAUCCUUGCUUGGAGUGUCUAGUAAGGUAAAAUAUAGUCCAAAAUAUUUCCAUCUAUUAAAAUCAGAUUUGAACAGCAUUUUUUGUUCCUCUGGCGGAAGGUGGAUGUGAAUGCUCGGCCCUCGUCUGUCCCUUUUUAUUUUGAGAAGGUGCAGCUGAUUGUAAAUGUUCGCGGGAAAUUCGAGGAGUGGGAUUGUAAAAAUGGGUCACAUUUGGCGGCCGCAGCUGAAGGCGCUCGGUGCCUUACACCUCAUCACCUUCACUCUGUAGCGCGGAGGUGGAGGAACCAACACAGCUGAUCCGGUCCCUCGCUGCGGGUCAGCUGAGUCGCAGCUCUUCUGCUGAUCCACCUCCUGCACCGCGCUGGUGCGUGGUCUCCUUCAGCUGCGUAUGAGGAUCACCUGACCUGUCCUGUAAAUACGACGUGUUAGAACGGCAAGUAUUUGGUGGCCCCCAUCUGCAGUAGCAUUUGAUUUCUUAUCUAAAACAUAUCAUGGAAAUGUUUGAUUCCGAACUGGAAGGUAAUCAGUUAGUGCUAGAAGUGAAUGAAAUAUGCUGCUUUUUUUUUUUUUUUUUGAUGAAAUUU